This is a messenger RNA of Kwoniella shivajii, 606 nucleotides long. RefSeq lists its product as uncharacterized. The coding region runs from base 1 to 606 and encodes 201 amino acids. Gene Ontology annotation, molecular function: NAD binding. The record is from RefSeq and is a predicted model, not a curated record. NCBI's taxonomy places the organism in Eukaryota, Fungi, Basidiomycota, Tremellomycetes, Tremellales, Cryptococcaceae. The transcript is spliced from 6 exons.
AUGAUCCAGGGGAAGACGAUCGGCUUUCUGGGAUACGGCGCUCUGGGUAGACAGUCCGCUAGACUUUUCAAAGCGUUUGGUACCAAUAUCAUCGCCGCCAAUACCUCUGGGAAGGCGACACCUCAGGAUAACUAUGUGAUCCCAGGUACUGGAGACGCAGAUGGGUCUCUGCCAUCGCGGUACUACGCUACAUCAGACCAAGAAUCUGUUGAGCAAUUUCUGAAGCAGUCGGACAUUUUGAUUUCUAGUCUCCCUAACACUAAGGCGACUGCUAACUUCCUGGACAGCCGAAAGCUCUCACUUAUGCCCAAGGGAGCUGUCUUCAUCAAUGUUGGGCGAGGAAAUGUCAUUUCUUCAGAGGAGCUACAGAAGGCUUUGGACGUGCCAAGAGCGCUUCUUGGAGCUGCAAUCGAUGUUACCGAUCCAGAGCCAUUGCCUGAUAAUCAUUAUUUAUGGUCACAUCCCAAACUACUCAUCACUCCUCAUUUAUCUGGAGACACGGAAAAUGAGCUGGGUAUCGCUGCGGACAUUUUUAUUGCCAAUGCUGAAAGAAUAGCAACUGGACAGAGUAUCUAUAACCAAGUCCGGUUCGAGCGAGGCUACUAG